Messenger RNA from Gekko japonicus, 1245 nucleotides. Its product is annotated as zinc finger protein 581-like. Gene Ontology annotation, cellular component: nucleus. Bases 414 to 1178 code for a protein of 254 amino acids. The record is from RefSeq and is a predicted model, not a curated record. Lineage: Eukaryota; Metazoa; Chordata; Lepidosauria; Squamata; Gekkonidae. The transcript is spliced from 2 exons.
UCCCUUCCUCUCCCUCGGAUAUGUCCCCGUCUUCUUUCAUCCUUUCGUUUUCUUCCCUCUUCCUUUAGGAAAUUGGAUAUGAUAUUGUGGCUGAUCGGGCUGGAAGGAAGGCGACGAUAGGGGGUGUGCUCUGCCAGCCACAGCCCUACACGUGUUACUGCAAACUGCGUCACUUGGACCGCUGCAGACCACCAACCAGUAUUACCGUCUUGGAUUGAUAGGAUCUCUCCACUGGGAUGUUACUGUUUCCAUUGCUCAGCCCUCCAAGGUGGUCGCAAAGGGCACGUUCUGGUGCCCACCCAGCUUGGCAUGCAACUUUGAUGCAGAAAUGAGAGCCAAGAUGUACACUUAGGGGCAUCGUCCAUGCAGGACUUGGCAGUUCAUCUCCAGGGAACACUUCUAAGGAGAUACUUAUGGAGCUGCAGAGACAUUCCAAGUUUACAGAGGAUCCCCGUAGGCCAGCCAAAACCAUGGAACGCUCCUCUCCGCAAGACUCAAGUAACUUGGGGCACAUCAAGCUGGAACUGGAGGAUGAGGGAGGGGAAGUCCAAAUUUCACCUCCUAAACUGUCUCGCCCACCAGUGCCUUCUCCCGCGGGUGCCCUUCUUCAGGGUUUGAACAGGUUGCCCGGACUAAGCAAACAGGCCCACAUUCAUGUGGGGACAACCGGCAUGGAACAAGGAGAAACCUCUCGCCUGGAGCGCUGCGUGUUGAUUGACAGCCAGGGGCUCCCAUCCACGGUACUGGUAGAAGAGGGGGUGGGGUCAGCGGAGGCGACUGCAGGAGGCACAGAGGGUGGAGGGAGUGGGGGGUCCUCGCAUAAGGUGUACUGCUGUCCAGUGUGUUCGCGAACGUUUGAGUACCUGUCUUACCUGCAGCGCCACAGCAUCACCCACUCGGAAAACAAGCCUCACAGGUGCCGAACGUGUGGUAAGGCCUUCAAGCGCGCAUCCCACUUGGAACGCCACAAAUACACCCACUCUGGCCGUAAGCCCUAUGAAUGCCCCAUCUGCCAUCGAAGUUUCCGUGACUCUGGGGAGCUCUUUCACCACCAGUGGCUGCACACGGGCAGCUGGCCCUACAAAUGUGAAGCAUGCCACAUGCGCUUCGUCGAGCGCAACACUCUUCAGAGGCACGUCCUCCGGAAGCACCGUCUACAGCUCCCCCCGACACCGUAGAGACUGGCCUUCUGGGAUGUAGACCCCACUGCCUGUCCAGACCUCAGGAAUCUACUUCCUGGGACUU